Messenger RNA from Bombyx mandarina (wild silkworm), 2192 nucleotides. It is a transcript of the gene Vang, whose product is annotated as Strabismus domain-containing protein Vang. Gene Ontology annotation, cellular component: membrane. The record is from RefSeq and is a predicted model, not a curated record. Gene Ontology annotation, biological process: multicellular organism development. Lineage: Eukaryota; Metazoa; Arthropoda; Insecta; Lepidoptera; Bombycidae.
UAGUGUUAACAUGGAAUAGCCCGACCGCAAUUUCAAACACGAUACCUACUCUUUUAAUUUCGUAGCUUCGAACGGCAAAAAUCUCUGACUGGAACACAGAAAGUAAUUUUGUAGGUUUUUUUUUUAAUUUUAGUAAAUUCAUUGCAAUGUAAACAUAGUUUUUGUAGUGUUGGAUUUAUUAAAUAAGUUCGCUAUUCCUCAUUUAAUAAAUAAAAUAUAUAAAAUGCUUGAAUUUUAAUAUGUACUGAAAACUAUUUGUGGGCACGGUUCCGUGUUAAAGUUAAAACCUAUUAAUUAUAAGCUGGAAUUUGUCUGUAAUGGGUCUUCGAGUUAAGAUAUAUAAUGAGUAAUGGAUAAGGGAAUGAAAUACAAACUGCUGUUUGAGACAUGGAGACAGAAUCGGUGAGGUCCGAGUUGAGCAGCCGAUCCCGGCGCAGCUCCAGACAUAGGCACAACACGCACCGAAGCACCAGGAGUACAAAAUCACAACGGAAAGAAAGCGGUGACAACAUAAUGGCACCAUUUCAAACAAGUAUCAACAUAAACCCUGAAACAGGUAGAGAUGGCCAGGAGGUAAUAGAAGUUCAGAUUCUCCCACAAGAUGAGAACUGGGGAGAAAAUACAACUGCUGUAACUGGCAACACAUCUGAAGGUUCUCAAUCUAUGGAAGAUGUCAGUAAUUGGGCUAUGGAGUCAGAUGGUGGAUUAGGUUUUGUCUGCUCAAGAUACUUUGGGACAACUUUGGCUUUGGGAUUGACAUUUGUGGCCUUCAUCAGUCCACUAACAAUGGUAGUUUUACCAAAAAUAGGUUUCUUUCCGGGAUUGAGUGAUAACAUCUUGCAACCCAGUCAACAAAUGGAGUUGCUAGCCUGCACAGCGGAAUGCAAAGGUGUUCUUUUGUCACUGGCAUUUAAACUUGUAUUAUUAGCUAUAGGAGUAUGGGCAGCAUUCCUUAGGCCACGGAAUGCCAUUUUACCAAGAAUAUUCGUUUUUCGAGCUGUAACUCUAGUGAUGAUAGCAGUAUGCACAUUUUCUUACUGGCUCUUCUACAUUGUUCAGAUAACGGAGGCAACGAAAGCAAUAGCAUUAGGAGAAGAUGCAACAGAUUACAAAGCUCUUGUUACAUAUGUAUCGAGUUUUGCAGAUACAUUACUUUUCAUACAUUAUGUAGCAGUAAUCUUGAUAGAAAUAAGACAUUUAGAGCCGAAUUAUUAUAUUAAAAUUGUCAGAAGUCCUGAUGGAGAGAGUAGAUCAUAUGCAAUAGGCCAAUUAAGCAUCCAAAGAGCUGCCGUAUGGGUAUUACAGAGGUAUUAUACCGAGUUUCCGAUAUAUAACCCAUAUCUGGAGAAGAUACCAAUAUCGAAGAGUCAGAGAAAGGCACAAUCCAGUAUUAAAUUUUAUGAUGUCGAUGGAUCUAACACAAAUGCGGCAGGACAAACAAGAUCGACAGCCGGUUCUUGUGCCGGAAGCGGGAGUGGUCGGCGUCGGGAGUCGGUCUCCGCGCACAACGAGCGCUACCAUGAAGAGGCAGAACGAGAGAGACGAGUCAGGAAGCGACGUGCCAGAUUGUUGGCGGCUGCGGAUGAUGCUUUUGCACACGUCCGAAGAGUCAGAUUGUCUGCUGCCAAUGGGGGAGCGCUGGGUCCCCGCGAGGCUGCACAGGCCGUAUUUCCUUCCCUAGCUCGGGCACUGCAGAAGUAUCUCCGGGCCACCAGGCAACAGCCCAGACACACUGCUGACUCGGUCUUAGCCCAUCUAGCUCGCUGCUUAUCCCAGGAUGCGUCACCUCGUGCUUUCCUCGAGCCAUUCCUAGUGGAAGGCCCGGUCCUGGCUGCCGACCACGAGACUCGUCCUUUGCAGCGCUGGUCGCUCAUCUCCGACGAGCUGUUAGCGCGACCUCUUGCCCACAACAUCGACUUCCAACUCCGUCAAGGUGACGUUUCAUUAAUAUGUUCUAUAAAACAGCUACCUAAAUUCAGCUUGUCUGAGGAAGUCGUUGACCCGAAGAGCAACAGGUUCGUGCUGAGGCUCAAUUCGGAGACGUCAGUUUGACAGGAGGAGUACGACGCUAGAGACGGGCUGAGGCUGGUAUGACGCUCGAUGUCUUGGCCUUUCAGGCACAUGACAUGCUCUGAGUGAUUGUCAAUGUCAUUUUGACAUUAGUUAAAUGCAGCUGAAAUUAUACCUACAUU